Messenger RNA from Chrysemys picta bellii (western painted turtle), 4664 nucleotides. Its product is annotated as cytochrome P450 1A5-like. The record is from RefSeq and is a predicted model, not a curated record. Lineage: Eukaryota; Metazoa; Chordata; Testudines; Emydidae. Gene Ontology annotation, molecular function: steroid 17-alpha-monooxygenase activity; iron ion binding; heme binding. Gene Ontology annotation, biological process: hormone biosynthetic process; progesterone metabolic process.
GCAGACCACAAACCCCUCUGCACCGUCCUGUCCUCUGUCUCUGCCAUCCUGACCUCACCACCCCCCCUCGCUGCCGCCCCCACCAUGCUCACUCUGCCCUCCAGCACCACAGCCACUAGAGUUGUGUUGGGAGAGAGCAAACUCUUCAUGAAUCAGUUCAAAAAACCAUAUCCAGAGAAUAUGGUCUUUUAAUGAAGUUCUUUACUGAAAAGAACUGCCUGGCUGGGCAAUGGGCAGGUGGCCAUAUGCCUGAGACAGGGGACAUCCUGCCAGGGCAAAGGAGCAUGUUCUGGUCCUCUCGACCACAGUGCCACGUGCACCCUAGUCUCUGCCAUCCAGCCUUUGCUGCUGAGGGUGAAAUAUGCAUUGGUCAGCUGGAGGCUGGCCAUGGCCCCUGCCCAUGCAGACUAAGGGUCUGCCCCACAGCUCACUGAAGUCAAUGGAAAGAUGCCCAGCUGACUUCUCUGGUGGGCUCUGGAUCAGGUCCAGCACAAGGAGGAGACUCUAUUAAUUAUUUUGUAGCUAAUCAUUCUGGAGUUCCAAGACAAGUGGCUUGGAGGAUACUUUUGCAGUGCAACAGGAGGAGGGUUGACCAACCAGGUUUCAGGGGAGGUGCAUAAAAAGCUGUCUGAAAGUGAUCCAUCAAGCUGCCUGGGAAGGAGAACGUAGUUCACUGUCCAGAAGAGCGAGUUCCAGACACAUUGGGGAGAGACUCCUCAUGCCAUCACCAAAGAACUUCUAGCCACAGGUGGGAAUUCCAACCUAAGCACCAUCCCUCCUUUGGGACACACAGGCUUCUUAGGACCUUGAAGAUGAAGGCUGCAAUGUCACUGGUGGGAAGCCAGGGCAUUAUCUCAGUCACCGAGAUCCUUAUUGCCUCUACUGUCUUCUGUCUGAUGUUCAUGGUCAUCAGAUCCUUCCGGCAGCAGAUCCCCAAGGGGCUGAAGAGGCUCUCAGGACCAAGGGGUUACCCACUGAUAGGCAAUGUGCUGGAGCUGGGGAGCAAUCCACACCUGACCUUGACUCAGAUGAGCCAGAAGUAUGGAGAUGUGAUGCAGAUACAGAUCGGCGCCAGACCUGUGCUGGUGCUGAGUGGGUUGGACACCAUCAAACAAGCCCUGGUGAAGCAAGGGGAGGUCUUCAUGGGGCGCCCUGAUCUCUACAGCUUUCGCAAUAUUGGAGAUGGCCAGAGCAUGACCUUCAGCACUGAUUCAGGGGAGGUGUGGAGAGCUCGCAGGAAGUUGGCCCAGAAUGCCCUGAAGACCUUUUCUGUCUCGCCCAGCCCCAACUCUUCGUCCACCUGCCUCCUCGAGGAGCAUGUCUCCAAAGAAGCUGACUACCUAGUAAGAAAGUUCCUGCAACUGAUGGAGGAGAAGAAGAGGUUUGACCCCUAUCGGUACGUGGUGGUCUCUGUGGCCAAUGUCAUCUGUGCCAUGUGCUUUGGCAAGCGUUACGACCAUGAUGACCAAGAGCUGCUCAGCAUAGUGAAUGUGACAGAUCAAUUUGGGGAUGUGGCUGCCUCUGGCAAUAUAGCGGAUUUCAUCCCAGUGCUCCAGUAUUUCCCCAACAGCACCAUGAAGAAAUUUAUAGAAUUCAACAAGAGGUUCCUCAGGCUCCUGCAGGACAUUGUCAAAGAGCACUACGAAAGCUUUGAGAAGGACAACAUUCGAGACAUCACUGACUCCUUGAUUGAGCAAAGUCAGGAGAAUAAAGUGGAAGCCAAUGUCAACAUUCAGCUCCCGAAGGAAAAAAUUGUCAACCUGGUCAAUGACCUCUUUGGAGCCGGUUUUGACACUGUGACAACAGCUUUGUCCUGGAGCCUCAUGUAUCUUGUGACUUAUCCAGACAUUCAGAAAAAGAUUCAGGAAGAAUUAGAUCAGACCAUUGGCAGAGAGAGGAGACCCAGACUCUCAGACCGGCCCAUGCUGCCUUACACAGAAGCCUUUAUCUUAGAGAUGUUCAGACAUUCCUCCUUCAUGCCCUUCACCAUUCCUCACUGCACAACGAAAGACACAGUACUGAAUGGCUACUACAUCCCGAAGGACCUCUGUGUGUUUGUCAACCAAUGGCAAGUCAAUCACGAUGAGAAGCUUUGGAAAGAACCAUCUAAGUUCGACCCAGAGCGUUUCCUCCAUGCCAGAGGGACUGAAGUAAACAAGGCGGAUGGUGAGAAGGUGCUGGUCUUUGGCCUGGGGAAGAGGAAGUGCAUUGGCGAGACCAUUGCCAGAUGGGAGGUCUUCCUCUUCCUGACCACCCUGCUGCAGCAGCUGGAGUUCAGCGUCUCUGAUGGAGAGAAGGUGGACAUCACGCCUGUGUACGGCCUGACAAUGAAGCACAAGAGGUGUGAGCACUUCCAGAUUAAGCAGCGCUUCCCAAUCCAGAGUUCAGAGUGAGCCACCUCUGGACACUGGAUGGGGGAAAGCGAAGAUCCCAUUUGAAUUUUUACCCUUAGGGGCCAUAUGCUAAGAUAAAUUGGACCCAAUAUAGCUUCUAUCUGAUUAAUCUGUAUUGAUUUGUCUUACCCGUCUGUUAACUAGCUCCAUCACCCUCACCUGUAGAAUCACAACAGACAUGCCAGGGUAGCCUGGCUUGUUCACACAGGUGUAACUGCUUUCGGGGGUGAUGCAUGAUAGCUGGGGUUCUCUACUGAAUUCCUCUUCGAAUGCUACUAAGGUGUAUUCCCUUAAUGCUUCCUUAUAACAGACAGCCAAAAGUUGAAGGCAUCGGGACCACCCAUGUGCUUAAAGUUAUACAUGUGCUUAAGAUCUUUGCUAAACUGGAACCUAAGCCUGUCCCAAAUGUCAUGAUGACCUUCAUCCAGGUAGAGUAUUAAGGUCCACGGACAUCUUAGGAGGCAGAUCCUCACCUGAAAUAAACACCUUAUUGGAGCUAGGACAAUUGACUUGACAACUGACGACUAACCCUUGUGUUCAGUCUUGUCUAUUACAUUGUAGAAGAAGGUUAGGCUUGUCAAGGAGAGUAAAAAGGACUUCAGCAGCUCACUCCCAGCUGAAUAUACAUAAUACAACAACUUUGUUUACAUGGAUUAGCUUUCUGGAUUCUUGGACCUGUUUGAUUUCCUCCAAAGAGCCCCAGAAACUGAGGCUGCCUCGAUGAAUGAGCUCUGUGCUGUAAGACAGCCCAUGAACACAUGGUAGAUGAACCUUUUGAUAUUAGCAAGUAACUAUUGCUCAGACCCAUGUCUCACGUAUGCUAAAAAGGUCACAUGACCCUGCUGCAGGUUCCAAAGAGCCUUUGAAAUGCUAUGGGUGCCAUGAGAAGAAAGUGGGGAUGAAAUUAUACUGCAUCUUUGAACAAGUGAAAGGAAAUAAUAGUCAGCCCUAGCUUAUAUCAUCCAUAGAUCCCAAAGCACUUUGCAAAUGAGAUCAGCAUAAAUUUACAGCUGAGGAAAGGAGAGCUGGAUAGUGACUUGCUCAAGAUCACCCAACCAGGAAGCAAACCCAGGUCUUUUGAGGCCCAGUCCAGUGCCCUAUCCAUUAGGCAACACUGCCCGACUGGAAGUUGCAUUUGAGAGCAGAGCCCAGGUAAGCAUCUCCCUAGCUGCUAGAAUCCAGCAAACUUUAUUGUCACUAGGAGUUUCAAACUUUUCCUUAGCAUGGGCCCCCUCUUAUUCGAGAGAUUGUCUCCUGAACAUCAUUGACAACCCUCCCUGCCAAACUGGUAAGAGGUUUAAUCAGGUGUCUGAUGAAUCUGCUUAUGGCUGACAAGCCCAAUUCGAGAGUGACAUAGCUUGGUACAAAUUUCACAGCUCCAGAUGUUGUCUGGGUUGGAGUCCAAGAUUACAGCACGCUGCUUUCUUCUUUCUUGCUCUGCUUCCAUCCUCUUACUCAAAGCCACUUCGUGUUGAGCUCCACCCAGUGCCAGAUGUUCCCUCCAGAUUGAAUGGGCUUCUGCACGCUCCUCCUAGCUGUCUACAUUGAUGUUGAAUGAAUUAAUAUCAUUUUUGCACAUGUCAUGGUACCGCCAUAAAGGGAGACCCCACUUUCUAGAGCCGUGCCGAAUCUCACUGUACAAAAUAUUCUUGGGGAUACGGUCUCCUGUCCUCCCAUUCUCCUGACAUGACCAAGCCAUUGCAACCUCCUCUUCUUAAUAUGGUUUCUAAGUAUGUCAGUCCUGUGUGCUCCAGCACCUUUAUUUGGUAUUUUGUCUUCCCACUUCAUUUUCAGAAUCUUAUGCAGGCAUCUCAUGUGGAAGCUGUUCAGUCUCAUGAUGUGCUUAGCAUAUGUAUUCUGAGUCCCUGAACCAUAAAGUAGGGAUGACAGCACACAGUCUCCUGAACACCUCCCCUCCUAAUCACAGUCCUGGACAACACUUUUCCCUUAGCCCCACCAAUUUUGCAUCGACCACCUCCUCUGCCCUUUGGAGUUGCGUGGGUGAUCUCUCUUCCCAUAUGCAAUCAUGUAACACGCAGCAAUUGGUCACGGUGAUGACUGGUAUUAGGAAAGCAGUUACAUUUGUUUGACAUGUUAAAUGCAAUAUGUGUUCAGUUCUUUGUUCUGGCAAUAAAGCUGGUGGAUCAUCUUCACGAGGCGGGCACAUUUUUCUCCAAGACUUCAUUCUUGAGCUGCAGGGCCUGAUUUAGAUCUUGUUCACACCGGUACAAGCAGGGCCAGCUCCAGGGUUUUGGCCGCCCCAAGCAGCCA